This is a messenger RNA of Pseudophryne corroboree (corroboree frog), 3405 nucleotides long. Its product is annotated as protein-arginine deiminase type-2-like. The record is from RefSeq and is a predicted model, not a curated record. NCBI's taxonomy places the organism in Eukaryota, Metazoa, Chordata, Amphibia, Anura, Myobatrachidae. The coding region runs from base 94 to 2073 and encodes 659 amino acids. Gene Ontology annotation, molecular function: calcium ion binding; protein-arginine deiminase activity. The transcript is spliced from 16 exons. Gene Ontology annotation, cellular component: cytoplasm; nucleus.
CCCGCUGUGAGUGACGUGCCGGGGCGGGGCUGUCAGUGUGUAGUCCCCGGGCAGCAGCGCAGAGUCACCUGCAGCAGGUGCAGAGCGGGCAGCAUGCAGCACGGGCAGAGCAGGACCCUGCGGCUGGUGCACGGGCAGAGGCUGCAGGCUGUGUGUGUGCUGGGCACCAGCCUGACCGUGGACGUCAAUGGGGGUUCUCCGGCGGACUGUAAGUGGUUCAGCAUGAAGCACAGUCCUGACAUUGAGGCUGAAGUUCUCAGCGGUGAAGUGGACAAGCAGAAAGUGGUCAAUGGAGAGAAGCUGUGGCCGCUGUCCAGCAACACCCUGGUGGAACUUACCAUGACGGCGCCCAGCGCAGAGACCAACGAUGGGAAGAUAACCUUCGCAUACUACAAAAAGGGGUCAGACGCGCCUGUAGACAAAUCCAGACUCUACCUGACUGGCAUCGAGAUGUCCCUGGAUGUUGACGCCGACCGGGAUGGACUGGUAGAGAAGAACAACCCACAUAAGGCCACCUGGACGUGGGGUCCCAACGGUCAGGGCGCCGUCCUGUUGGUGAACUGUGACAAGGACAGCCUGUUCUCCCGUACAGCUGAUUUUGGAGACAGCAUUGUGCUCUCGAAGGCAGAUCUCCUGGACAUGUCUAGAAUGGUCCUCAGGAUCCAGGGACCAGAGAGACUUCCAACCGGUUAUCAGAUACUGCUCUACAUCUCCGCAACGGACUCCGCGAGCCUGGCAGUGUUUCAUUUCCACAAUAAGAUGUACUCUCCUGUCCUGGGGAGAGAGAAGCUGUACUACAAGGCCCGGUACACGGGAACCAGCGAGCUGGAAUUCUUUGUGGAAGGAUUGCGUUUCCCGGAUGAGGGAUUCAAUGGGCUGGUGACGGUCAGAGCCAGCCUGCUGCAAUCUCAGGUGGAGGGCAUUCCUGAGACCCCAAUAUUCACAGACACUGUGACAUUCCGCAUCGCUCCACUGAUCAUUACUCCCAACACCUUGGAGCCCAUGGAGGUCUAUGUCUGCAGUGUGAAGGACAAUUAUCUCUUCUUAAAGCAGAUCAGGAACCUGGUGAGCGAGGCCAACUACAAGAUCAAGAUCUGCUUUGAAUACGUAAAUCGGGAAGACAUCUGGAUGCAGGAUGAGAUGGAGUUUGGGUACAUCCACGCGCCUCACAAAAUCUUCCCUGUCGUGUUGGAUUCUCCUAGAGAUGGAGAACUGAAGGAUUUCCCCAUUCGGGAAUUGCUGGGACCAGAUUUUGGCUAUGUAACAAAAGUGGCAGCCUCCUCAGAGGUCACCAGCCUGGACUCCUUCGGGAAUGUGGAAGUGAGCCCUCCCGUGACUGUUGCCGGCAAGAAGUACCCACUGGGGCGGAUUCUGAUUGGGAGCAGUUUCCCUAUCACUUCUGGAAGGAGGAUGAUCAAAGUGAUUCGGGACUUCCUGUAUGCCCAGAGGGUACAGUCGCCCAUCGAGCUGUUCACUGAUUGGCUGUACGUGGGGCACGUGGAUGAAUUCAUGACCUUUGUGCCGGCGCCGGAUCAGAAGGGUUUCCGGCUUCUGUUGGCCAGCCCUGCUACCUGCCUCAGAAUCUUCCAUGAGAAGAAGCAGGAGGGUAACAAGGAUGUCACAAUGUUCCAGGGAUUCCAAAACAUACGAUGGACCAUUGGCAAGGUUCUCUCCACAGAUAUCAUAGUGAAGGAGAACAAUUAUGUGCAGCACUGCAUUGAUUGGAAUCGGGACAUCCUGAAGCAGGAACUUGGUCUGACGGAAGAUGACAUCAUCGAUAUACCUGCAUUGUUCAAACUGCGCCAAGACCAAGCCUUGGCUUUCUUCCCAAACAUGGUUAACAUGAUUGUUCUGGGAAAAGAACUGGGUGUUCCCAAACCCUAUGGACCUGUCAUCAAUGAGAUCUGCUGCCUGGAGGAUUAUGUCAUCUCCCAACUCAAGCCAUUGGGACUGAAAUGCACGUUCAUAGAUGACGUUGUGUCAUACCACAAGAAACUGGGCGAGGUGCACUGUGGCACCAACGUGCGCCGGAAGCCGUUCACUUUCAAGUGGUGGCAAAUGGAAGAGCCUUAGAUUCCACACAGCCUGGCAUUAAUCUUUCCUGGCGAUCUUUCUCUUCUGUUUAGGUUUCUGGAACGCCCUCUGUUAGGAUUGUACAAUAACACCCUUUUAAUACAGCAGAAAUCCUGAAACAUUCAUUUAAAAUUAGGAGAGACUUUUCUGAUUCGCUUCUUGUUCACCAAACCCAAGGAGACCACACUUUUCUCCCCUAAUGAUAUCAUGUGCUGCAGCCAGUCCUAAUAUGUGUGUUUUAUUGGCGUAUGCUCUGUACGCCUUCCUACACACAACUCACAGGCACUCUGUUUUUACCUAUUGCCCUCACAUAAUGAAUUUAAAGGGACACAUUUUCCUGUACAACGCCUUAGCGCUACGUUCCCCGAUUGCAUCCUCUGUAUGUGUGAUUUGGGAGAGUCUGAGAGGUUCUUGGAUGUUCGUUCUGUUGAAUGGACUCAUUGGGAAGCGACUGUACGUAAUUGUCUCUGACACAUAGUUUCCUUCUUACGACCGUUCACUAUAUUCACCCAAUCGCCUGUGUGGGUUAGCCGUGGUUAGCGGGCCCUGUGUAGGAGGGGGGCUCAACCAUGGACCACAUUGUAUUAGCGUACAUGGCCUAAGCUAGGUACAACACACAUUCUGCUUUGUUAUGGAUCAGGUUAGGGGUAAGGAUUUGAGAGAUUGCUCCACAAGAACCGCCUUCAAGUGGAUGAUGGAGGUGGACGGUAGAAGCAGUCCGCUGUAGUAUCUCCCACCACCACCAUAUGGGUGGGAUGUUAUGAGAAGAUCUGUGUAUUAUCCCUAGAAUUUGUGUUCUUCAGUUUUCUCCACUAGUCUUUGCUAAUUGAAACCUCUCACCUGUAAAAGGUUUCAGUUGUUUUUUUUGUUUUCUUUUUCCCACUAAUAACUUGUUAUUCCACAAAGUUCUUCUCUUUGUACUGACAUUUUGUACUUUCAUUGUUCCCCUCCUUGGGUUCAGUCACCUCUCAUGUACUAGAACGGAGCUCGUUGAUCUCUUGCAGCCAGCGUGGCGGUAUUACACUAGCCUAUGGUGCACUUGUUAGCGGUGUACAUGAAGAUUUCCUCUGUAACUAAUCACCGGCUUAUGCAGAGAUGGAAAGGCUGAUAUAUAAAUACCUGUCGGUGACCAGACCGUAAAAGUGACGGGUGCUGAGGUUUUGAAGUAGAAACCUCACAUUAUAUAUAUAUAUAUAUAUAUAUAUAUAUAUAUAUAUAUAUAUAUUGCAUCCUAUGUUAUAAUUCCGAGGGUUUUGUGAACCUUGCCUGUAUCACGGGACAAGCCAUCCAGCCCAUGUUACUACUAACACGUAAUAAAAUCUUUGGAAUGAA